ACCUUUCUCGACUAAGGUUCUAGUGUGUCUGACUUUUUGCAGAUAAAUAUGUGCAACGUCUCAUUUGCAUAAACUUCAUACCAAUCUCGGAAACCAUAUCUUUGAUUGUAUUAGACAAUCAUUGAUUGUUGAAUACCCUAUACCACCAAUGAUGUUCAUAUUUCCUACCCUUCAAUCCAUGAAGCUUCCAUCAUUUUGGCUUCUUCUGAUUGUAAUGUUGUUUUGUGCAUUCACUGUGGCCACUUCUCGCCAUGCAACUAUACCAUCCUCUGCAUCACUCACAUUACAACAAACUGAAGCAAAUGCUUUGUUGAAGUGGAAAGCCAGUCUUCACAACCAAAGUCAGGCUUUGCUAUCUUCAUGGGGUGGCAAUAGUCCUUGCAAUUGGCUUGGAAUUGCUUGUGACCACACCAAAUCCGUCUCCAACAUAAAUCUUACACGCAUUGGAUUAAGGGGUACGCUUCAAACUCUCAGUUUUUCAUCACUUCCAAACAUCCUCACUCUAGAUAUGAGUAAUAACUCCUUGAAUGGAAGUAUUCCUCCCCAAAUUAGGAUGUUGUCAAAACUCACUCAUCUUGAUUUAAGUGACAAUCAUUUCUCUGGACAAAUUCCAUCUGAAAUAACUCAGUUGGUCAGUCUUCGUGUUUUAGAUUUGGCACACAAUGCUUUCAAUGGUUCUAUUCCUCAAGAAAUAGGUGCAUUAAGGAAUUUGAGAGAGCUUAUUAUUGAAUUUGUCAAUCUCACAGGUACUAUCCCAAAUUCUAUUGAAAACCUAUCCUUCUUGUCACAUCUUUCUCUUUGGAAUUGUAAUCUCACAGGAUCUAUCCCAAUUUCUAUAGGAAAGUUGACCAAUUUGUCAUAUCUAGAUCUUGAUCAGAACAAUUUUUAUGGACAUAUUCCUCGUGAAAUUGGGAAAUUGUCAAACUUAAAGUAUUUGUGGCUUGGAGGAAAUAACUUUUCUGGUUCCAUUCCUCAAGAAAUUGGGAAGUUGCAAAACCUAGAGAUUCUACAUGUUCAAGAGAACCAAAUAUUUGGCCACAUUCCUGUGGAAAUUGGGAAGCUAGUCAACUUGACAGAAUUAUGGCUUCAAGACAAUGGUCUUUUUGGUUCCAUUCCUCGGGAAAUUGGAAAUUUGAGAAAUUUAAUCCAAUUUUCUGCUUCUCGGAAUCAUCUAUCUGGUUCCAUUCCUCGGGAGAUUGGAAAUUUGAGAAAUUUAAUCCAAUUUUCUGCUUCUCGGAAUCAUCUAUCUGGUUCCAUUCCUAGUGAAGUGGGAAAACUCCAUUCUCUUGUCACAAUCAAAUUGGUAGACAAUAAUCUCUCUGGGCCAAUCCCAUCUUCCAUAGGUAACUUGGUCAAUUUGGACACGAUUCGCCUUAAAGGAAACAAACUCUCUGGAUCAAUUCCUUCCACUAUUGGUAACUUGACAAAGCUCACCACUCUUGUUAUAUACUCAAAUAAGUUCAGUGGAAACCUUCCAAUAGAAAUGAACAAGCUUACCAACCUGGAAAAUUUGCAAUUAUCUGAUAAUUAUUUCACAGGUCAUUUACCUCACAACAUUUGCUAUAGUGGAAAGUUGACGCGGUUUGCUGUUGAAAUUAACUUUUUCACGGGCCCAGUACCAAAGAGUUUGAAGAACUGCUCCAGCCUUAGAAGGGUUAGGCUUGAACAAAACCAGCUGACAGGAAAUAUAACAGAUGAUUUUGGUGUUUAUCCGCAUCUGGAUUACAUCGACCUGAGUGAAAAUAACUUUUAUGGCCAUCUUUCCCAAAACUGGGGAAAGUGCUAUAAUCUCACAAGCCUCAAAAUCUCCAACAAUAAUUUAUCAGGCAGCAUUCCACCAGAGCUAAGUCAGGCAACCAAGUUACAUGUACUUCACCUGUCUUCAAACCAUCUGACAGGAGGCAUUCCAGAAGAUUUUGGUAAUUUGACCUACUUGUUCCAUCUUUCUCUCAAUAACAAUAAUCUUUCUGGAAAUGUCCCUAUACAAAUAGCAUCAUUGCAAGAUCUUGCAACCUUAGACCUUGGAGCAAAUUAUUUUGCUAGCUUAAUUCCAAAUCAACUUGGCAAUUUGGUCAAGUUAUUGCAUUUGAAUUUGAGCCAAAAUAAUUUUAGGGAAGGUAUUCCAUCCGAGUUUGGUAAAUUAAAGCAUCUCCAAAGUCUUGAUCUUAGCAGAAACUUUUUGAGUGGAACAAUACCACCAAUGCUCGGAGAGUUGAAAAGCUUAGAAACAUUGAAUCUCUCACACAAUAAUCUUUCAGGUGGUCUCUCCAGCCUCGACGAGAUGGUAAGCUUGAUAUCAGUUGAUAUAUCAUAUAACCAAUUAGAGGGUUCACUUCCAAACAUUCAGUUCUUCAAGAAUGCUACAAUUGAAGCGUUGAGAAAUAAUAAAGGCUUGUGUGGCAAUGUCUCUGGCUUGGAACCAUGCCCAAAAUUAGGUGACAAAUAUCAAAACCAUAAGACUAACAAAGUCAUAUUGGUGUUUUUACCCAUUGGUUUAGGCACUUUAAUACUAGCAUUAUUUGCCUUUGGGGUCUCAUACUAUCUUUGUCAAAGUUCAAAGACAAAAGAAAACCAAGAUGAAGAAUCACCAAUUCGGAAUCAAUUUGCAAUGUGGAGUUUUGAUGGAAAAAUAGUGUAUGAGAACAUAGUUGAAGCCACAGAAGAUUUUGACAACAAACAUCUCAUUGGGGUCGGAGGACAAGGAAAUGUUUACAAAGCAAAAUUGCACACAGGUCAAACUCUAGCCGUGAAGAAACUCCAUUUAGUCCAAAAUGGGGAAUUGUCCAAUAUUAAAGCUUUCACAAGUGAAAUUCAAGCUUUGAUAAACAUUCGACAUCGUAACAUUGUGAAGUUAUAUGGGUUUUGUUCUCAUUCACAAUCCUCAUUUUUGGUGUAUGAGUUCUUGGAAAAGGGAAGCAUUGAUAAGAUUUUAAAAGAUGAUGAACAAGCAAUAGCAUUUGAUUGGGAUCCCAGGAUUAAUGCCAUUAAGGGUGUAGCAAAUGCUUUAUCUUAUAUGCAUCAUGACUGUUCACCUCCAAUUGUUCAUCGAGAUAUAUCAAGCAAGAAUAUUGUUUUGGAUUUGGAGUAUGUGGCUCAUGUCUCAGAUUUUGGAGCAGCCAGGCUUCUUAAUCCUAAUUCAACCAAUUGGACCUCAUUUGUUGGCACUUUUGGAUAUGCUGCUCCAGAACUUGCAUACACAAUGGAAGUGAACCAAAAAUGCGAUGUGUAUAGCUUUGGGGUAUUAGCAUUGGAAAUACUUCUUGGAGAGCACCCUGGAGAUGUUAUAACUUCCUUGUUGACAUGUUCAUCAAAUGCCAUGGUGUCAACACUUGAUAUUCCUUCAUUGAUGGGUAAGUUAGACCAACGCCUCCCUUAUCCUAUAAAUCAAAUGGCUAAGGAGAUAGCUUUGAUUGCAAAGACAGCAAUUGCUUGCUUGAUUGAAUCUCCUCAUUCUCGUCCCACCAUGGAGCAAGUUGCCAAGGAGCUUGGAAUGUCAAAGUCAUCUUCAGUGCAUUAAUUCCACAAUGUCAUGUAUAUAUAUUUGAAAGAUUGAAUUUACCAAAUAUGCAUGAAUUCUUCUCCCCUCCCUCUUCCAAACAACUUUGUGUUGUAAUUUUUUUUAACCUACUUUUUAUAUUGUAAGAUAAUUUUGUUCUAUUUUAACUAAAGAUUGCACCAUGUUAUACACAUAAA
This is a messenger RNA of Glycine soja, 3693 nucleotides long. RefSeq names its product MDIS1-interacting receptor like kinase 2-like. Bases 149 to 3517 code for a protein of 1122 amino acids. Gene Ontology annotation, biological process: hormone-mediated signaling pathway; protein phosphorylation. The record is from RefSeq and is a predicted model, not a curated record. Lineage: Eukaryota; Viridiplantae; Streptophyta; Magnoliopsida; Fabales; Fabaceae. Gene Ontology annotation, molecular function: ATP binding; protein binding; protein kinase activity. The transcript is spliced from 2 exons. Gene Ontology annotation, cellular component: plasma membrane.